Messenger RNA from Tachysurus fulvidraco (yellow catfish), 2273 nucleotides. Its product is annotated as UTP--glucose-1-phosphate uridylyltransferase-like. The coding region runs from base 289 to 1893 and encodes 534 amino acids. The record is from RefSeq and is a predicted model, not a curated record. Gene Ontology annotation, molecular function: UTP:glucose-1-phosphate uridylyltransferase activity. Lineage: Eukaryota; Metazoa; Chordata; Actinopteri; Siluriformes; Bagridae. Gene Ontology annotation, cellular component: cytoplasm. Gene Ontology annotation, biological process: glycogen metabolic process; UDP-alpha-D-glucose metabolic process. The transcript is spliced from 10 exons.
ACAUUAAGGGGUGUGUUAAGUAUUUUAAAUCUGAUAAGAAGUUUAUUUCGUACUACGUUUGGAUUCUUUUUUUGGGUGAGAAGAGUUUUUGGACCAGGUGAUCGGUGAAGAAGAGAGAUAAGGAGAAAGCUGUCGAUUGAUCGGACCGUUGAGACAUCACAAGUGGCGACUGGAAUUCAAACCAACAUACUCGUAGAUAUAUUUUGAAGGAAUCUUGAAUAUUACAAAAAAAAAAAAAUCCAUACAGGCUUUAAAGGAUUCCCUUCAAUCUGGGUUAGAAGAAUAAUAAUGAGGAACAGUAGUGUUGUGAAUAAGGAUCCGGUGAUCGUCUCCUCGGUUACUGUCCUGUGUGGUGCUCGGAUCCCUGAAAUCUGGGGAUGUUGGAAACUGAGUCGAGGUGGUCUGAACGGAGCGAUGACGGAGUUCCAGGAGAAGCUCAGGCAGCAGCAUGAAAACUCCAUGCACAAGGAGCUCGAGAAGCUUCUCUCCACUGCUAAGGGUGCAGAAGCAGAGGUCUCCAGAAAAGAUUUCGAGGGGUUUAAGCAGCUGUUCCACAGGUUCCUCCAGGUGAAGGGUCCGGCUGUGGAAUGGCCCAAGAUCAACAGACCUCCUGAGGACUCGAUCCAACCGUACGAGAGGAUCCGGGCGAAGUCGUUACCUCAGGGCGUCGCUGAGGGUCUGAACAAACUGGCGGUGGUGAAGCUGAACGGAGGUCUGGGCACCAGCAUGGGCUGUAAAGGCCCGAAGAGUCUGAUCAGCGUCCGCAAUGAGAACACCUUCCUGGACCUGACCGUGCGACAGAUAGAGCAUCUGAAUAAAACCUACAACGCCGACGUUCCUCUGGUGCUGAUGAACAGCUUUAACACGGAUGAAGACACCAAGAAGAUCCUGCAGAAAUACGCUCACCACCGUGUCAAAAUACACACCUUCAACCAGAGCAGAUAUCCUCGGAUCAAUAAGGAGUCUUUGUUGCCAGUGGCGACUUUUAUGGGUCUGACGGGGGAAAACUCUGAGGCGUGGUACCCACCGGGUCACGGAGACAUCUACGCCAGCUUCUAUAACUCUGGCCUGCUGGAUCAGCUCAUCUCUGAGGGUAAGGAGUAUAUCUUUGUGUCCAACAUCGAUAACCUGGGUGCGACCGUCGACCUGCACAUCCUCAACCACCUGAUGAGCCAACCAGCCGACAAGCGCUGCGAGUUUGUAAUGGAGGUCACCGACAAGACCCGUGCUGACGUCAAGGGUGGGACUCUGAUUCAGUACGACAAGAAGCUCAGGCUGCUGGAGAUCGCCCAGGUUCCCAAAGCGCACGUCGACGAGUUCAAAUCCGUCACCAAGUUCAAGAUCUUCAACACCAACAACUUGUGGAUCAGCCUGCCUGCUAUCAAAAGGCUGCACGAUCAGAACGCCAUGGACUUGGAGAUCAUCGUUAACCCCAAGACACUGGAUGGUGGUCUGAACGUGAUCCAGUUGGAAACAGCUGUCGGUGCUGCUAUCAAAAGCUUUGACAACGCUCUGGGCAUCAACGUCCCGCGCAGCCGUUUCCUGCCUGUUAAGACCACCUCGGACCUCCUGCUGGUCAUGUCCAACCUGUACACCAUGGACGCGGGCUCUCUCACCAUGAGCGAGAAGAGAGAGUUCCCCACAACGCCACAUGUCAAACUAGGCAGCUCCUUCACCAAGGUGCAAGACUUCCUGCGGAGGUUUGAGAGCAUCCCAGACAUGCUGGAGCUUGAUCACCUCACCGUGUCGGGAGACGUCACUUUCGGCAAGCAGGUCACAGUGAAGGGCACAGUGAUCAUCAUCGCUAAUCACGGAGACCGGAUCGACAUUCCAGCCGGAGCGAUGCUGGAAAACAAGAUCGUCUCCGGGAACUUGCGCAUCCUGGACCACUGAGAAGACCACACACACACACACACACACACACACACAUCAAAUUACACAGAUCUUCCUGUACUUUAUUCCAUCUGUGAUCCUCAGGCCUGCUACAGUAUACGUGUCUUCAUGAAUUUUAAGGCACUGACGGCAUUAUACGUCCCUUGCGCUUGUUUUGAAUGUAAACUGUGAAGCUCUGCUGUUGGAGGUUGAUUAUAGAUACGCUGAACGACUGAACACACUUAAGCUCCCAAUGUGAAUAGUUACUGAUCCAGGAUCUGAUCCAGGAACACUUUAGAAUAAGAUGUGGAAUGCUGACUCCAUUAUACAAACCUCUGCGUAUGUAAACUGUUACACGGACGUCCUACAUUUCAGAAAAUAAAGUGCAAUAUGCAAUUAUA